Molecule: messenger RNA, 1067 nt
Organism: Agrilus planipennis (emerald ash borer)
Lineage: Eukaryota; Metazoa; Arthropoda; Insecta; Coleoptera; Buprestidae
Product: glyceraldehyde-3-phosphate dehydrogenase-like
Exons: 1
Coding region: 60-1058 (332 amino acids)
Biological process (GO): glucose metabolic process
Molecular function (GO): NAD binding; NADP binding; oxidoreductase activity, acting on the aldehyde or oxo group of donors, NAD or NADP as acceptor
Source: RefSeq, a predicted model, not a curated record
UUGUCAAGUUUGUGAAUUAUUUGAUUUUUAAUAUCGUUAAAAUUUAAUGUGUUCAAAUUAUGGCUAAAGUUGGAAUAAACGGUUUUGGGCGAAUUGGACGUUUAGUUUUACGUGCUGCUCUAGAAAAAGACGUAGACGUCGUUGCAAUUAACGAUCCAUUUCUAGAUCGUGAUUACAUGGUUUAUCUCUUCAAGUUCGACUCGACUCACGGCAGAUUUAUCGGCGACGUGUCUACUGACGAAGAUAGCAUUGUAAUUAACGGGAAGAAAAUUCGCGUGUUCAACAAACGUGACCCAAGUGACAUACCGUGGGGUGAGGCAGGGGUUGAAUAUGUCGUUGAAUCUACUGGAGUAUUUACAACAAUCGACAAAGCGUCGGCACACUUAUGCGGAGGAGCAAAAAGAGUUAUAAUAACGGCUCCGUCAUGUGACGCGCCAAUGUUUGUCUGUGGUGUUAAUUUGGAUGCUUAUGACCCAAGCAUGAAGGUGAUUUCAAACGCUUCCUGUACAACUAAUUGCUUGGCCGCUUUAGUCAAGGUUAUCGACGAUAAUUUUGGAAUUGCGGAAGGUUUAAUGACUACAAUACAUGCGAUUGCUGCGAACCAAAGAACCGUGGAUGGUCCUUCCGGGAAAUUGUGGCGAGAUGGGCGUAGUGCUCAACAAAACAUUAUACCAGCUUCAACAGGCGCUGCCAAAGCGAUUGGUAAAAUUAUACCCAAAAUGAACGGAAAGCUGACAGGAAUGGCUUUUCAAGUUCCUGUACCGGAUGUUUCUGUAUUGGAUUUAACAAUACGCUUGGAAAUUCCAGCUAAAUAUGAAGAUAUAGCGAAUGCUGUUAAAAUGGCCGCAGAAGGCGACAUGAAAGGGAUUAUAGAUUAUACGGAAGAUGAGGUUGUGUCGUCAGAUUUUAUCGGUAACUCUCAUUCUUGUGUUUUUGAUGCUGCAGCAGGGAUACCGUUAAAUGAGACGUUCGUUAAACUGAUCGCAUGGUACGAUAACGAAUACGGAUUCUCACACAGGAUCGUUGACUUAAUAAAAUAUAUUUUUACAAGAGAAUAAAAAUUAAUA